This is a messenger RNA of Rhizopus microsporus ATCC 52813, 1482 nucleotides long. Its product is annotated as Rho GTPase activation protein. The transcript has 6 exons. The record is from RefSeq and is a predicted model, not a curated record. Gene Ontology annotation, cellular component: cytoplasm. NCBI's taxonomy places the organism in Eukaryota, Fungi, Mucoromycota, Mucoromycetes, Mucorales, Rhizopodaceae. Gene Ontology annotation, biological process: regulation of GTPase activity; signal transduction. Bases 1 to 1401 code for a protein of 466 amino acids.
AUGAGACCGACAUCAGUAUCUUCUACUUCAAAUUCCUCCAUGUCAUCUGCUUUUUCAGAUUAUAGCUCAGACGACAACAUCAAUAACGCAAGCGCCAAUUCUUCUCAACAGUUCUUUGCCAAGCUUGUCAGAGACACACGUUCAAAAGUGGGACAGAAGACAUCCGAAAUAAAUGCGACUAUGCAAGAGAAACUUCCAGAAUGGAAAUCCAGAAGUGUCAUGUAUUCAAAUAAAGCAAAAGAAGCUAGUAUCGAGUGGGGUAGAAAAGGAAAAGAAGCGGUUGAUCGAUGGAAGAAAGAACGCUUAGAAGCGCAAUCUUCAUCUUCAAUUACUUCAUAUCGUCCUAUGCAACAAUCAACUGAAAAUUCAAUAUUUGGAAUGCCACUUGAGUUAGCUGUCGCAUUAACCAAGAUACACAAUGAUGAUUUAGUGCCCGGCAUAUUUAGAAAGUGUAUAGAUUACCUUAAUCAUGUUGGCAUACACGAAACGGGUAUUUAUAGAAUCUCUGGGAGUACUCUUGCUGUGAAUAAGUUAAGAGACGAGUUUAAUGAAGGCAUCAAUGUUAACUUUGAAGAAACUUGUCCAGACCCUCAUGUUGUAGGGACAUUAUUAAAGUUAUAUCUAAGAGAACUUCCUGAACCUAUUAUUCCACCUGAUUAUACUCUGCAAUUUACAGCUAUUUUAAAAGACGAAGAGCCACUACCUCAAAUACUCAAGGCAAUCCAGUCCAUUCUAUCCAAACUCUCCAUCUAUAACUUUUGCAUUCUGCAGCUUCUAUGUCAGCAUUUAAAAAGAGUAGCCGAUAAUGAAAAAGACACGAAAAUGUCUGUGUCUAAUCUAGUUUUGAUCUUUAUUCCAACCUUAAAUAUCGACAGAACACUAUUUCAGUACAUGAUUGAACAUUAUCACGAAUUAUUUGAAAAUGGAAACGGAAAAAAGCCGGCUGGCCCGGCUAAUGUCCCUCCGCCGUUACCACAGAAACCACGUAACCUGCUGAUCGAUAUGAAAUCUAUGACGACAGGAACGCCCAAAAAGGUUGCUCAUACAAAGACAAUGUCAGAUACAGACAUGUAUAUCCACACCAUAAAAAAUAAUCUUAGCAAGGUUCCUCCUCCAAAACCUAGCCGAUCUCCGGCUUCUGCUUCAAAUCAAAACAGUCGUCAACCGCCUCCAUUGCCGCCUUCUAAACCACGAUCCAAGUCAGUGUCAUCACCCAUUAGAAGAGACAAUACCAUCCUUUCAUCCACUCCACCUGUGCAAACCCAUUUUGCAGAUACCAUCUGGAUGCAAAGGGGCCGUGUAGAGGCAAUCGGAAAACAGUUUGAGACGCUUAUAAACAAGUCACAAACAAUCCCUUACAGCCGUAAAAACAGUCGAACAUUUGAAGGCAAAAUAAAUUAGCAAACUUUCUUUGUUUUCCUCUCGUUUUUUCUCUUUUUUACUGUGAAAAUAAAACGUUCCAUCGGGAAUUAUCACUUGGGC